Molecule: messenger RNA, 1782 nt
Organism: Plasmodium gonderi
Lineage: Eukaryota; Apicomplexa; Aconoidasida; Haemosporida; Plasmodiidae
Product: phosphoglucomutase
Exons: 1
Coding region: 1-1782 (593 amino acids)
Biological process (GO): purine ribonucleoside salvage; carbohydrate metabolic process
Molecular function (GO): phosphopentomutase activity; magnesium ion binding
Source: RefSeq, a predicted model, not a curated record
AUGAAGGUAAUACAUAAUGAAAAACUUGCGACUAGCAUUGAGUUGUGGAACCUAUUUGUAAAACCAAAAUAUUUAGUAGACGAAACAGAAGAAGCGCUAGCUACAUAUGAUGAAGAAAAAUUAAAACACUUGUUUUUGAAAAGACUAAAUUUUGGUACAGCUGGUCUAAGGGGAAAAAUGGGAUUUGGAUUUAAUGCAAUGAAUGUUGUGACUAUUAUGCAAACAACACAAGGUUUAUGUACGUAUUUAAUUAAUACAUAUGGUAUAAAUGAGUGUAAAAAUAGAGGUAUAAUUUUUGGUUUUGAUGGAAGAUAUCAUUCUGAAUCUUUUGCACAUGUGGCUGCUUCUGUAUGUUUAUCAAAAGGAUUUCGAGUUUAUUUAUUUGGACAAACUGUUGCUACACCUAUUUUAUGCUAUUCCAAUUUUAAAAAAAAUUGUGUGUGUGGUGUUAUGGUUACAGCUUCUCAUAACCCCAAGUUAGAUAAUGGGUACAAAGUAUAUGCUGCAAAUGGAGCACAAAUUAUUCCUCCUGUCGAUAAAAAUAUUUCUGAAUGUAUAUUAAAUAAUUUAAAACCAUGGAAUGAUGUUUAUGAUUAUUUAAAUGAAAAUUUUUAUCUAAAAGACACUUCUCUUGUGGAAGACAUUUACUACGAAAUAUAUGAUGCCUUUAUGUCCGAUAUGAAAAAAGAAUUUAAUUUUAAUUGUCAUAGAAAUUCACGCACAAAACUUGUUAUAGUAUAUUCUCCUAUGCAUGGAAUUGGUAGAAAAUUUGUUCAAGGCAUUAUGCAUAUAGUUGGAUAUAAUAAUUUACUUACAGUACCUCAACAGGCCUUACCAGAUGCUGAUUUUUCUACUGUAGCUUUUCCAAAUCCUGAAGAAAAAGGAGCCCUUGAUUUAUCGAUACAACUAGCUGAUGUGGUGAGUAGUCCCAUAGUAGUUGCAAAUGAUCCAGAUGCAGAUAGAUUUGCAUGUGCAGAAAAAUAUAAUAACAAAUGGAAGAUAUUUUCUGGAGACGAAUUAGGAAUAAUAUUUGCAUACCAUAUAAUGAAACAAAAUGAAAAAAAAAGUAUAGACAAAUCAAAACAUGUAUUUUUAUGUACAGUUGUAUGUUCGAGAAUGUUAAAGAAAUUAUGUGAUAUGUAUGGAUAUAUGUACGAUGAAACACUAACAGGUUUUAAAUGGCUAAUAAAUAAGGCUAUAGAAUAUGAACAAAAAUAUUAUACUACACUGUACUGUUAUGAAGAAGCUUUAGGACAUGCACUGACUCAACAUGUAAGAGAUAAAUGUGGUAUAUCUGCUUUGGCAUAUUGGAUUGAAAUAGCAGUUUAUUUAUAUGAAAAUGGAUUAACAUUUCAUGAUUAUUUAGAAAAUAUUAGAAAAGAAAUUGGUUAUUUUGUAAGCAAUAAUGGAUAUUACAUAGUUCUAGAUCCCAAUGAUAUUGUAAAUAUAUUCAAUGAAUUCAGAUGUAAUGGUUUAUACAAAACGUGCUUGGGUUCAUAUAAAAUUACUCAUAUAAGAGAUUUAACUACUGGAUUUGAUUCAACAACAAGUGACAAAAAAUCUCUAAUUCUACCUACGCCAGAUUCCCAAAAUAUUACAAUUCAUUUUGAAAAUACAGCCAUCCUUACAAUAAGAGCCAGUGGAACAGAACCCAAAGUAAAAUGGUAUAGUGAAAUUUCUAGAGGCACUUAUGAAGAUGCUAAGAAUGAGAUUGAUAAAUUAAUAAAUGAAGUUAUGCCAUUGUUUAUGCAACCGGAUAAAUACAAUAUUAAAAAAUGCUAA